This is a messenger RNA of Lemur catta (Ring-tailed lemur), 1358 nucleotides long. It is a transcript of the gene FAM180B, whose product is annotated as family with sequence similarity 180 member B. The record is from RefSeq and is a predicted model, not a curated record. The transcript has 3 exons. Bases 58 to 606 code for a protein of 182 amino acids. NCBI's taxonomy places the organism in Eukaryota, Metazoa, Chordata, Mammalia, Primates, Lemuridae.
AAGGCAGUUGAGAGAGCAGAGAGCUGUGAGGAGAGUGAGACUCAGAAGACGUGGAGCAUGGCUGCGACACUGCAGUUCCUGGCCUGCCUCACGGGAGCCAUUUGUCUCCAUGGGGUGACUGCGACCCAGCACUAUUCAGGGCAGCCCAUGGACAGUGCCGGCGUGGGAGGUGGCCUGAAGGAGCCAGAGGCCCCGGAAGUGAUGUUUGAGUUGCUCUGGGCUGGGCUGGAGCUGGAUGUCAUGGGGCAGCUGCACAUCCAAGAUGAGGAACUAGCGUCCACACAUCCAGGCCGCCGACUCAGACUCCUCCUGCAGCACCACGUGCCUAGUGACUUGGAGGGUGCUGAGCAGCGGCUACAGCAGCUCCAGAACCUGCGGAAGGGGCCUCCUCUUAGCCCUUGGGACUUUGAACACCUGCUCCUCACAGGGCUGUCCUGCGUCUACCGGCUCCACGUGGCUAACGAGGCUGAGGAGAGGGGUCGUUGGAUCCAGGUCUUCGCCCUCCUGGCACAGGAAGCACUCUGGGACCUGUGCAAGGGUUUCUGUCCCCAGGAGCAGCCUCCGUUGCUGGGGCCCUGGGCCUCCCUCCUUGACCCCUUACCCUGACCCUCCCCUUUUACCUGCCAUUCCUCCCUCCCAUUUCCCCCAUCUCUCCCAGCUAGACCCAUCCUGGGCAGGGGCGUCCAUCUGGCACCUGGUUCUUCUCACUGUGUUUAGAUCUCUGGGCCUGGCCGGCACCCUGGAUACCCUGCCCCCGCCAUCUUAUUCCUUGGACCUUGAUAUGCUAAGAGACCAAGCUCCGGGUCCCAGGGAGCAGGUGCAGAGCUAAGGGCAAGGCUUGCAGGCAGAAUGUGUGAGUGUGUGUGUGGGGGGGGCAGGGGGGAUCAGUAGUCAGGGGUCAAGGUUGAGAAAUGUGUUUAAGAGAUGCUGAAAGGGAAGCUGACCCCAAGUCAGUCCAGGUCAGACCCUCCAACUCCUACCCUGGCAGUCUGUGACAGGUUCUGUGCAAUUUACAGGAACCCUGUAAGUGCUCAGCAUUCAGUCCUAAUUUAGAUAUCCUUUUAAGCACAACCAAGGCUCUGGGGUCUCUGAGCCUCCAAGUUCCCCAUCUGGGCUGGCAGAACAGAUUGGACUUAGUGAGUUCUGUCUGUUGCAGAAGUAGAGGGAAGCAGGUGGUGGAACAUUACUUCUUUUGGAGGAGGGAGGAAAAACUGUCUUGGUCCAUUUCAACAGCUUCAGAUGAACACCUUAGAUGGGAAAGAGUGAGGCUGGGAGAAGACCAGUGGAGAAAGAAAGAAACUGAGGUGGGCUGGGGCAGGUGUAGCCCUGAUUCUCUGGAGUUCUUCCCAUAAAAUGUU